This is a messenger RNA of Triticum turgidum subsp. durum (durum wheat), 285 nucleotides long. The record is from the annotation of a GenBank genome assembly. NCBI's taxonomy places the organism in Eukaryota, Viridiplantae, Streptophyta, Magnoliopsida, Poales, Poaceae.
AUGGCGUCCGGUCAGGAGAAGGGGAGGUCGGAGCUGGACAGCUUGUCCCGCGAGGGGCAGACCGUCGUCCCCGGCGGCACCGGCGGGAAGAGCUACGAGGCGCAGGAGAAACUCGCUGAAGGGCGCAGCCGUGGUGGGCAGACUCGGAAGGAGCAGAUGGGGGAGGAGGGGUACAGCGAGAUGGGGCGCAAGGGCGGGCUGAGCACCAACGACGAGUCCGGCGGCGAGCGCGCCGCCAGGGAGGGCAUCGACAUCGACGAGUCCAAGUUCAAGACCAAGUCCUAG